Messenger RNA from Poecile atricapillus (Black-capped chickadee), 2639 nucleotides. It is a transcript of the gene NEXN, whose product is annotated as nexilin F-actin binding protein. The record is from RefSeq and is a predicted model, not a curated record. The transcript is spliced from 14 exons. Bases 152 to 2335 code for a protein of 727 amino acids. Gene Ontology annotation, biological process: mitochondrial fusion. NCBI's taxonomy places the organism in Eukaryota, Metazoa, Chordata, Aves, Passeriformes, Paridae.
GCUGGCUGGCUGCGCCCCCCGCGCGGCCAACGAGGGGCCGGGCACGCCGAGCCGCAGGGCCGGGGACGAGCCGAGCCGGGCCGGGCCGGGCCAGCUGCCGCGGCGCGGGGCUCGCCUGGAAUGCGGGCGCCGGGCGCGCGUCGCGACUUUUAUGGAAAGUUGCAGCGGCGGAGCGGCGGCCGCAGCCAAGGGGCGCUCGGCAGCGCAGCCCGCCCGCAGCCGGAGCGCCCCGAGCCGCAGCGCGGGCAGCGCACAGAAACUGAAAGCCAUCUUAAACAUACCAGGUGCAGAGCACAACACAGUAACCAUGAAUGACAUUGCACAGAAAACUGAGAUUCUGCUUUCUUCAUCUAAACCUGUCCAAAAGUCCUAUGUGCCCAAGCUUCACAAGGGUGAUGUAAAGGAUAAAUUUGAAGCUAUGCAGAAAGCAAGGGAAGAAAGAAAUCAAAGGAGAUCUAGAGAAGAAAAGCAAAGAAGAAAAGAACAAUAUGUUAGAGAGAGAGAAUGGAACAGGAGAAAGCAGGAGAUGAAAGAACUGCUUGCAUCUGAUGAAGAUGAUGACACCAAACUAUCUAAAAUUGAAAAGGGUUAUGUUCCAAAGCUCAUAGGAACUGUUAAAGGCAAGUUUGCAGAAAUGGAGAAGCAAAGGCAAGAAGAAGAAAGAAAAAGAAUGGAAGAAGAAAGAAAGCGCAGAAUUGAACAAGACAUGAUUGAGAAAAGAAAAAUACAAAGAGAACUGGCAAAAAAGGCACAGGAGAUUGAUGACUUUAACAAUACGGGAACUGAAUCAGCAGCUGAGGAAGGGGAUGAUUCACUGCUAGUUACAGUAGUGCCUGUAAAAAGCACCAGGACACCUGGGAAGAUGAAAAUAAUCUCUGAGAACACAGGAAAAGAGAGAGCAGAACAAAUAAAGACACAGGAUGAAGAAAUGAAGCUAAAACAUGAGGAACAAAACCAAUUACUUAAGGAACCCAAGUGCCUUUCAUUUGUCAAGGGUGAAAAUGAAAGCAGUGAAACUCAAGAGCCUCUGUCUCCUGGUAAGCUGAAAGUCACAUUUGAAGAACUGGAAAGACAAAGACAGGAGAAUCAAAGGCGGCAAGCAGAGGAAGAAGCAAGACAGCGUCUGGAAGAGGAAAAACGUGCCUUUGAGGAAGCCAGGCAGCAAAUGAUAAAUGAAAGUGCUGAUGAAGAAUCUGAAAAUACUGUUAAAGAAUUCCGCCCUGGUAAACUCAGACUCAGUUUUGAGGAGAUAGAAAGACAGAGGAGAGAAGAGGAAAAGAGGAAAGCAGAAGAGGAUGCGCGACGACGCAUAGAAGAGGAGAAAAGAGCAUUUGCUGAAGCAAGGAAAAACAUGCAGGUGCUGGAUGAUGAAUCACCAGAAAUGUUUAAAACCUUUUCUCAAGAAUCUCUCAUACCUGGUAAACUGGAAAUUAAUUUUGAGGAGUUGCUAAGACAAAAAAUGGAAGAAGAAAAGAGGCGCACAGAAGAAGAGCGCAGGCAAAAGUUAGAAAUGGAAAGGCAAGAAUUUCAACAGCUGAGACAAGAAAUGGGAGAGCUGGAAGAAGAGUCUGAAACUUUUGAGUUAAGCAAAGAGUAUGAAGAACUGAUUAAGCUAAAAAGAAGUGGUUCUAUUCAGGCAAAGAACUUAAAAAGCAAGUUUGAAAAAAUAGGACAAUUGUCUCAAGAAGAAAUACAGAAGAAGAUUGAAGAAGAGCGAGCAAAGAGAAGAGCAAUGGAUGAAGAAAUAAGAGAAAGGGAAGCUGAAAAAUUUCAAGAGGAUGAUGAUGUAGAUGUGACACCAGCCAAGAAAUCUGAGGCUCCAUUUACUCACAAAGUAAACAUGAAGGCUCGUUUUGAGCAAAUGGCAAGAGCCAGAGAAGAAGAGGAGCAGAGGAGGAUUGAGGAACAGAAAUUACUACGCAUGCAGUUUGAACAAAAAGAAAUUGAUGCAGCAUUACAGAAGAAAAGGGAAGAGGAAGAAGAAGAAGAGGGAAGCAUUAUUAAUGGUGCUACUUGUGAAGAUGAGGAUCAAGCUCGAUCUGGAGCUCCCUGGUUCAAGAAGUCACUGAAAAAUACAUCAGUUGUUGAUGGCGAGCCAGUGAGAUUUACAGUUAAAAUUACUGGAGAACCAAAACCUGAAGUUACGUGGUGGUUUGAAGGGGAAAUGUUGCAGGACUCUGAGGACUAUCAAUAUAUUGAAAGAGGAGAAACCUACUGCCUUUAUUUGCCAGAAACCUUCCCAGAAGAUGAAGGGGAAUACAUGUGUAAAGCAGUCAACAACAGAGGCUCAGCUGCUAGCACCUGUAUUCUCACCAUUGAAACUGAUGACUACUAAUGCUCUACUUUAGCUGGAAACUUUCUUCCCCUCAACUUUCUUACUGCAUCAUCUCUUUCUCUGAUGGGGCCAACUAAAGAAAACAAGGAUGUGCAUUAACCUGUCAUUCCUGCAAGACAUAAGAAUAUACCCUUCAAAUUGCAAGAGCUCCCUACUCAAAGCACAAACUAGUAUCAAAGGCUAAGAAUAAAAAAAUCAAUGUAUGAAAGACCAACUGAAGGAAAAAGCUGAACUAUCAUAGUGCUCCACCAUCUGAAGAUCAAUUCUGGUGUAACAGAAUAAAGCUGAAUACAUGAUCUGGAAA